Messenger RNA from Mangifera indica (mango), 1414 nucleotides. Its product is annotated as transcription factor MYB108-like. The transcript has 3 exons. The record is from RefSeq and is a predicted model, not a curated record. Gene Ontology annotation, cellular component: nucleus. Gene Ontology annotation, biological process: regulation of DNA-templated transcription. Lineage: Eukaryota; Viridiplantae; Streptophyta; Magnoliopsida; Sapindales; Anacardiaceae. Bases 124 to 1098 code for a protein of 324 amino acids. Gene Ontology annotation, molecular function: DNA-binding transcription factor activity; sequence-specific DNA binding.
CUUCUUUAUCUUCCCUGUAUAAAUCCAAACUCUCUUUAAUUCUCUCUCUCUCACCUUCUUCUCUGUGUUAUCUCAAACCCCUUUUUGUCUCAAUCAAUCAGUCUCUCCAUUUAAGGAAAAAUAAUGGAAGUUAAACGCACUAGAUCUUCUUCAGCUAAUUACAGCAACACCUCAUCAUCUUCAACCCUUCAAACUUGUACUGAUGAAGACAUGGACUUGAGGCGAGGUCCAUGGACGGUGGAAGAAGACUUCAAGCUUAUCAAUUACAUUGCUAAUCAUGGUGAAGGUCGAUGGAACUCUCUUGCUCGCUGUGCAGGUCUCAAACGAACAGGAAAAAGUUGCAGAUUAAGGUGGCUCAACUAUCUUCGUCCCGAUGUUCGCCGUGGAAACAUCACACUUGAAGAACAGCUUCUGAUUCUUGAGCUUCACUCUCGCUGGGGCAACAGAUGGUCCAAAAUUGCCCAACACUUGCCAGGGAGAACUGAUAAUGAAAUCAAAAACUACUGGAGAACACGUGUCCAGAAGCACGCUAAGCUGCUUAAAUGCGACGUGAACAGCAAGCAAUUCAAAGACACCAUGCGCUAUCUAUGGAUGCCAAGGUUAAUGGAAAGAAUUCAAGCCGCAAAUAAUGCUACAACCACCACAUCUGCCACCACCACCACGUCCAAUUCAACCGGCCUCGCCACAGCCACGGUGGCGGCCACUGCCACCACAGGACACAUGAUGAUGCCGCAUAUGGGACUCAAUUAUAUUAAUAAUGAGUUGGGCGGUGCACAUGUUACAGCCAGUUACACUCCUGAUAAUUCAAGCACAGCAGCUUCAUCGGAGUCGUUUGGAACCCCGGUUUCGGAUUUCACUGAUUAUUACAAUAUUCCGGUUAGUAACAAUCCGAACCAGGAAUAUUUCCAAGGCGGUAAUAACCAAGUUUAUUCAGAGUGUUUAAUCAGUCCGUCGGGUUAUUUUAAUCCUGGAAUAGAAUUCCAGGAGAUGGAGCCAGACAACAUUCAAUUGUUGGACGGUGGGGUCGAUGCAUCAGACAAUUUGUGGAAUGUUGAGGAUAUAUUGUUCUUACAGCAACAAUUCAACAGCAACAUGUGAAAAAUAAAGGGGUGGAAAUGAAAUUUUCUAAAAGUGUAGAGAGGUACAACAUGGAAAAAAUUGGGAAGAAAUAGAGUGAUUUAAUUUUAAGUAGGACAGUUAUUAAAAAUUUGAGAUAGCUAAGCUACACAGAUACAAGUCUAAUUGUGGAUUAUUAUUAUUAUUGUUAUUGUUAUCAUUAUUUACUGUAUUUUUCAUAUAUUUUUAUAUUGAGGGGUGCAUUUGUAACUUGAGGUUUUUAUUAAUCUCAUUCUUUGAUAUCAACGAAAUUGACUCUCUGUAAUUAGUCAUUUUAUAUUAGUGCCUUGCAUUAUAG